Messenger RNA from Lutra lutra (Eurasian river otter), 1799 nucleotides. It is a transcript of the gene ASF1A, whose product is annotated as anti-silencing function 1A histone chaperone. The transcript has 4 exons. Gene Ontology annotation, molecular function: histone binding. Gene Ontology annotation, biological process: DNA replication-dependent chromatin assembly. The record is from RefSeq and is a predicted model, not a curated record. Gene Ontology annotation, cellular component: nucleus. Bases 354 to 968 code for a protein of 204 amino acids. Lineage: Eukaryota; Metazoa; Chordata; Mammalia; Carnivora; Mustelidae.
GUGGAGCCGCAGUUAAAGUUUCCGAGUCCAUUCCGGGAGCGGGAGCCCAUCUUGCUCGCCGCCGAGGCCCUCGCUGGAGGAGGAGGGUCAGAGCUCGGGUGCAGCCAAUCGCGGGCAACGCUGCUAGUUAUCAGAGCAGAAUGGGCUGUAGUUUAGUGAAAUAGGAAAGCUGCAAAACACUGUGGAGUGCUCCCGUGUAAAUAAAAAGAGGAAAAAAAAGUUUCUCAAGUCGCCGCUGCACGACGUCGGGCAGGCGCCGGGGCGGGGGUCUGCGCUCUCCCGAGCGGCCGCGCGCUGGACUUUAUUGUGCCGCAACAAGCCCCCGUUCCCAUUGUUUGUGUUUUUUUCAAAAUAUGGCAAAGGUUCAGGUGAACAAUGUAGUGGUGCUGGAUAACCCUUCUCCUUUCUACAACCCGUUCCAGUUCGAGAUCACCUUCGAGUGCAUCGAGGACCUGUCUGAAGACUUGGAAUGGAAAAUUAUCUAUGUGGGCUCUGCAGAAAGUGAAGAAUACGACCAAGUUUUAGACUCUGUUUUAGUGGGCCCUGUUCCUGCAGGAAGGCAUAUGUUUGUAUUUCAGGCUGAUGCACCUAAUCCAGGACUCAUUCCAGAUGCAGAUGCAGUAGGUGUAACAGUUGUGCUAAUUACAUGCACUUAUCGAGGUCAAGAAUUUAUUAGAGUUGGCUAUUAUGUAAAUAAUGAAUAUACUGAGACAGAACUAAGGGAAAAUCCACCAGUAAAACCAGACUUUUCUAAGCUUCAGAGGAACAUUUUGGCAUCUAAUCCCAGAGUUACAAGAUUCCACAUUAAUUGGGAAGAUAACACAGAAAAACUGGAAGAUGCAGAGAGCAGUAAUCCAAAUCUACAAUCACUUCUUUCAACAGAUGCAUUACCUUCAGCAUCAAAGGGAUGGUCCACAUCAGAAAACUCACUAAAUGUCAUGUUAGAAUCCCAUAUGGACUGCAUGUGACCACCUGCCAUCCCUUUAGUACAAAUUAAGCUAUAAAAACACACAGAACUAUUUGAAAUUCCGUAAGUACAUAGUCGAGACACAAUGUGAAGAAUUUGUUUAAAAACAUCCUGUAGAAAGUUUAUAAGAAAACCAGUAUUUGAGCAAAUUGUGGAAUAUAAAUACAACUAUUUUUAAGUAAUUUUUUUCUCUAAUGUGUUAUUUUAUUUGUUCUGAAACUAAUCUGAUUAAAACAUAUAUAUUAUUUUCUUCUCUGCUAUAUGUAAUUAAAGCACUUAUAAAGAAAAAUAUAAACCAUUAGACCAGGUUGUAAAGCUGUCUUAGCCUUUUGGACAAUAAUCUUUGGACCACUAUUUUACUGGCCUUCAGAAGAACAAACUUCCAACUUCAACUAAAAUGUUUCUGUGAUAAAUAGUUUGGUUUAAUGUGAGGGGCAAAUUUCUAUUCUUUUUUGUCAAUGUCCUUAAAGAAGGGAUUUGAAGUCAACUAUAAGCUACCAUGAACUUUAGGACCUGAUUUUCUAGGCCACCUUGAGGCCUCUUAUGGCAACUAUUACACAGAAUGUUAGAUAGCAUUCAGUUUGGUUUCUAAGAUGAUAACAAAUGUGGUUAAUUGUUCUUAAAGUCCUUUGUUUUAUAACCAUUUAGGACAUCCAAAUACUCCUUGAAUCAUCCAUCAUUUCUACCCAGUGAAUUCAGCAUGUCAAGAGCGCUAAGUUUAAGAAUAGGAUAUUAUAAUGACUUAGAUCUAUUCAUGAGAUUUAUAAAAAUACAAUGAACUUAACCCUUCAAAACUGACUUGUUAGAUCAUCUGUUGUUGACAGUGUUUAUU